CUUUCACACAAACACUCGCAGGCUGACACCUGUUCAGAGAGAGAGAGACGAAGCAGCCCAGCUCAGGAGAAUAUGAUCCUACACAUGUACAUAUGUGUCUCAACAUUUCACAUCAGGAAUGCUGACAGACCGAAACAGAGACACACACACACACACACACUCUCUCUCUUCAGUCUUUUCCUUUCUGCUCCUGAAACACCGAACACACACUCGCUCAGCAGGUGCAGAUGUCUCAUAACAGACCUCGUGGAUCCAGAUCAGAUCCUCAGGAUCAGACGAUGGAGUAUCUCACACAGCAGGUCCUGUUCCUGAAGGAGAAAGCCAUGCUGCAGGCGUCUGUGAGGGAAGAGAAGAAACUGCUGGUUGAAAAUGCCAAAAUAAAGAAAGACAUCGAUGAUCUGAAGAAGCUAUUGCAUGAAACACAGAAGAGGAAAGCAGGAAAGCUGCAUCAGGAGAGAGUUCUGGCGGCAGCGAUCGCAUCUAAAACCGCUCUGCUGGGGGAAAGGGCCCCUCUGCCACAAACGGCCCCAGACACGGGGUCAGAGACGAGCGCCACACACACCCGACAUGACGGGAGACGCAGGAGAGAGAGGAGAGGUUUGGAUGCUGCGUGUCUGAACGGUUCUGAUUCUGCGUGCGCUCUGAUGCGAGAGCAAAGACCCGACGUGUCCCGUCUGGACCUGCGGGUCGGCCGGAUCCUGGACGUCCGGAAACAUCCAGAUUCAGCAUCACUGCACAUCCAGGAGGUGGAGUUAGGAGACCCCGCCCCCAGAACCGUGGUCAGCGGACUAACCAAUCACAUGCCUCCAGAACAGCUGGUGGGGUGUCUGGUGGUGUUGUUGUGUAACGUGAAGCCAGUCAAGGUCCGAGGCGUUCAAUCGCAAGCCCGCCUCCUCUGCGCUGUCAAUCAAGAGAGAAUGGAACCCUUAACUCCGCCCACUGCCGCUCAGCCCGGCGACAGAGUCACUUUUCAGAGUUACCCCGGUGAACCCGAGAAAGAGCUGAAUCCCAAACAGCGGAUCUGGGAGCGUUUACAGCCCGACCUGUGCACAGAUGCGAAGGGCGUGGCCACAUAUAAGGGUGUGGCCUUUGAGGUCCGUGGGAAGGGCCUCUGUCGGGCCCCGAGUGUCAGCAACGGCGGGAUCAAAUAACAGACAAGCUUCAUUUAUGUGUGACAUCAAAAUCUCACAAAUAAAUUAUUAAAAACUACCAAAGGCCUCGAUGCUCUGCAUAAACAAAGCACCAAAAAUCCAAACGGGAAUAUUAGUCAGAAAGAGCUGAGACUCAAGAUUCAGACAUACUGCAGAAACCAAAGCAUUUCAAGACUUGACCACAUAAUAAUAGAGUUGAAGCAGGUUUGAGCAGCUUGUUGCACCCCCUACUGACCAA
Sinocyclocheilus rhinocerous is the source of this 1389-nucleotide messenger RNA. RefSeq names its product aminoacyl tRNA synthetase complex interacting multifunctional protein 1b (gene aimp1b). The record is from RefSeq and is a predicted model, not a curated record. Lineage: Eukaryota; Metazoa; Chordata; Actinopteri; Cypriniformes; Cyprinidae. Gene Ontology annotation, molecular function: tRNA binding. The transcript is spliced from 7 exons. Bases 228 to 1151 code for a protein of 307 amino acids.